AUGUGGUUUCUACGCAGUAAAGUGUUCGGAGGAUCAGGAGAUCAGGAAAGGGACCGUGACGACGAAGAUGCACCGAGACGAAUUAUGGAUGCAUUGAGUUAUAGAAGACCAGUAAGUGAUAACCUUCAUCGGGUACACCUAGUUCAUUUGUGCUUUUCCAUGAAAUGUGGUUAUCAUGUCAUUGAAAAAAGGACACAAACUCUUCCAUCUUUUUUAUCUCGUUUCUCUAAUUCUUCAAGAAAAUAUGUAGUGUUGAGAGAAUAG
Caenorhabditis briggsae is the source of this 264-nucleotide messenger RNA. NCBI's taxonomy places the organism in Eukaryota, Metazoa, Nematoda, Chromadorea, Rhabditida, Rhabditidae. The transcript has 3 exons. The coding region runs from base 1 to 264 and encodes 87 amino acids. The record is from RefSeq and is a predicted model, not a curated record.